Thermochaetoides thermophila DSM 1495 is the source of this 258-nucleotide messenger RNA. Its product is annotated as putative conidiation-specific protein. The transcript has 3 exons. The record is from RefSeq and is a predicted model, not a curated record. Bases 1 to 258 code for a protein of 85 amino acids. Lineage: Eukaryota; Fungi; Ascomycota; Sordariomycetes; Sordariales; Chaetomiaceae.
AUGUCCGGAACCCAGAAUACCAACCCAGGGAACUUUGCCAACCGUCCCAAGGAGGAAGUGCGUGAAAUUGCUGCCAAGGGUGGUCAUGCCAGUCACAGUGGUGGCUUCGCAAGCAUGGACCCAGAUAAGCAGCGUGAGAUCGCAUCAAAAGGUGGUCAUGCAUCGUCCGGUAGCUUUCAACCCGGCAGCGAGCGUGCCCGUGAGGCUGGUCGGAAGGGGGGCUCCCGUACGGGUGGAGGAACUGGAAGUGAUGAGUAG